UGCACUAACCCUCAGUCUUGUUCGAGUUGCGCUACAGUUCUCUUGUCCUAACCGCUCGUGACACGAUCGCUGCAACUGUGAAUUUUGUAUGGUAGACCUGUGAAUCCUGCUACCAAUAUACCAGAGAUCCUGUGAUAAACACAGCUUUCAAAUUUUUUUGAGUAACGUGAGAAUAAAGAAGUAAUCAGCCAAGAUGCUAGCAAGCCCAGCUAUGGAGAUGCAGAAUGAGGAGACUCCAUUGGCCUUGCAGCGGCUGUGGAACCUGACACGUGCCCGUCUCGCUGGCACCUCCACCGCCUUGGAUGAUGAACCCGCGUUGGUCGAGACCUUGCCUUCAGCUCAGGAACCGGAAGGAACUCCGAAAAGCUUUGUCGCCAUUCCAAGCGACUAUGAGAGCGACGGCGAGGAGGCUUUCCCUGAGCUCGAAGUACCUGAGCUACCUGAGCCCGCUUACAAAAGUUAUUGGGCUGAGAGCAUUAGUGAGAAGGAAGUGUUGCUGGACGCAAGCACCCUCGGUGAUGUUCCGGCCGUGUACCGUGUGCCUGCGCCCGCGCCGCACCAGAUGCCCGUCAUCGGGGUGUACAUCGACCCCCGCGUCCGAACCGGAUUCCGAUACAAAGUGCGCCCCAUGCAGGCUCUGGAUGCGCCCCCGCUAUCGGUGAAACCAAGAUACUUGUUCGGAGGGAAGGCUCUGACUCUGCAGUCCAUUGGUCGCGGGUUUGCUCGUCGGCUCACCUUCGAACCCUAUGGCUGCACUCUCAAUGACAAUGAUAAUUAUUUCUGGACUGACUCCAACCCUGAAGGCUUCGUCUUUGAAAUUGAAGCUAUUUCUGUCGGAGAUAAAUUCACAAUUUACGAUGCCAAUCACGAGCCUCAGGGGAUCCUGGAAGUUGUUCAGCAGCAGAAAAACCAAGUUGAACUGGAGCAAAACAUAUCCGAUGAUGGAUCCAUUGAGAAGAAAGUGAAGAUUAACACUCUUUGUAAAGUUGAGUGGUAUGAAAAUGAUGGAGCUAUUAAACUUGUGCCUGUUACUGGAGUGGCAAUUCUCAAAAAGGGUCGUGGAAAUGCCGUGGUGACAAGAGUAAUUAACGUGGCCAUCGGUAUCAAGCAGCUCAGGAAAGGCUACGAACUUAAACCCGGCAUUGAAUCCUCAUCCAGAAGAGUCACUGUUAAUGGAGGAGAUAUCAAUGACAUUCCAUGCCAGUAUUGUGUCGUUGGUUUGGAGAGAUACGAGUUGCCUGUUAUUGGAACAUACGUUGACCCUCGGAUUAUUCCCGGUUUCCACUACCGGGUACGGCCGUCUGGCAGCCGUCGGCACUUGUUCGAAGGCCGCAGCUUGUUGCUGCAGUCCAUCGGCAUGGGCUAUGGAAAGCGCAUUACCUUCAAACCAGACACGCUCAAUGCCCCAGAAAAUUACUUCUGGUCUGACUCACAUCCUGAAGGCGUCGGCAUGGAGCCCCGCGCUAUCCACCCCGGCAUGAAGUUCUCUAUUUCUGGAAAUGGGGGUUUGCUCGGAGAAGCCAGCGUCUUCAGGGCCGAUUUGCCACAAGUGGAGGAGAAGACAGAAUAUGUCGAUGUCCCGGGCAAGCGCGGAAAGGCAGUGGAGAAAUACAUUCACGUAGACGUCACAUGUCACGUCAAAUUGGCAACUACUGGCGGUGGCUCAGUGGACUCAGAAGUUCAUUUAAUGAAGGUGUCCGGAGUGGCUGUCGUGCGCAAGGAGCCCGGACAGUCCCAGGCUAAACUAAUCAAGGUUUACAACGUGGGACUGGACUCCCAGCUGAACCUGCUUUUCGCACACUCACAGACCGAGCUCACUUUCCACCCCCUGCCCUAAAUUGCUCACGGCACCGGAAUGGCGUUGCAGUGCUUGUGCUUAUAGUACUGGUACGCCAAAAAACCCACCUGGCGCGACAGAGGUUCCGUCAAAUGCAAACCGAUUUGGUCACGAGUUCGCAACCGAGGCGAGGUCUCUCGUAUCGUCGCUGAAUGUUCGGUUGUGGACUCGCCCGGCGCUCGCUCGCAUGGUCAGUACAUGAGCCGUUACAUCUCGAGCUCUACGGUUGUAUAGGACCACAUCAUCUAGUUCCAAAUUAGUGGCUGUAAAAUUUAAAUCUGUGGCUGCAGAUUGAAAGUAAAAUCCUUAUUAUCUUGAAUUUUAAAUCAGGCUUCUUACCUUUAAAUAUUUUUGUAGGUUACUUUAGAAUGUAAUCAAUGGGUUGAAUUUAUCAGUAUUCUUGUUUUUUAUGGACAUGCAUACCUUUCUAUAUCAGACGUAAUGUAAUAAUUUAAUUAUAAUCACAUUUUGUUUAUUUUAUUUAAUAAUUCCUGUUGUCGGAGAGAGUAGUAAAAGACUAGUAAAUUAAAAUUCCUAUAGCGGCAUCUAUAUCAAAAUAUGUGUGGUCCAACUAUUUGAUCCCCAAUUUUAUUUUUGUUUGUAUUCAAUUUUAGGUUUGUCUCGAAUACUGUACUCUUUUUAUUUAAUAAAAUGAUUAUGUUUAA
Molecule: messenger RNA, 2502 nt
Organism: Pectinophora gossypiella (pink bollworm)
Lineage: Eukaryota; Metazoa; Arthropoda; Insecta; Lepidoptera; Gelechiidae
Exons: 8
Coding region: 194-1837 (547 amino acids)
Source: RefSeq, a predicted model, not a curated record